Messenger RNA from Solanum stenotomum, 1178 nucleotides. Its product is annotated as F-box/kelch-repeat protein At3g06240-like. The coding region runs from base 27 to 1154 and encodes 375 amino acids. The transcript is spliced from 2 exons. Lineage: Eukaryota; Viridiplantae; Streptophyta; Magnoliopsida; Solanales; Solanaceae. The record is from RefSeq and is a predicted model, not a curated record. Gene Ontology annotation, molecular function: protein binding.
UAUCAGCGCUAAGACUUUUGUAAGAAAUGAGUGAAGAAGCAACAUCCCUGAUGGAUCUUCCAUCUCCAAUCUUGUUACAAAUUCUCUGUACAUUACCUCCUACCACACUCUUAUACGUCAAAACCCUCUCCAAAUCUUUUCUAAAUCUAACCUUAGAUUCCGAAUUUACAAAACUGUCACGUUCAGCCAGCAUCAUCAUCCACCAAUUCUACUCUAGUAGGACUGCUUCUAGGACCAACACCUUAAAGUUGUUGAAAUUCGUAGUCGAUAACUUUGAUCAUGAUCCAAAUGAUGAUCUUGAUCUGCAACUUUACUUUCCAAUAGAUACAUUUUUACUCGUUGGAUCAGUUCAUGGUUUCGUUUGUUUUAAUUACUUUUUCGGUGAUGUUGAUAGUAUUUACAUCCUCAAUCCAACAACAAGAGAAUAUAUCAUCCUUCCUGAGCCACAACGGGUAAGAAAAUGGCCUAAUUUAGUUACUUAUGGCUUUGGUUUCGAUCCUGUUAGGUUCGAGUACAAAGUGGUAAGAAUUUACCAAGAGGAGAUUCGCGAUGAUGAUACUAAUGGUUUUUGUUAUUACAAGUCUGAAGCUCAAGUUUACACACUUGGGAAAUUAGGGUAUUGGAGAAAUAGUGUAGAACAUAUCAUGUUAUGGGUGAACCUCUACGCGAAGAUUCAUUGGUUGGUUUAUGAUGCUAAAGGAAAUGAGUCAAUAUGUUCGUUUGAUCUGGAGAAUGAGUUGUUUGAAUCUUUCCCCACGGCUCCAAAGUACAAUAAGAAAAGGUAUUGGUAUUCGCGAAGUUUGGGAGUCUUUGGACGUUGUCUAUGUGUGUGUGACAAUUAUGCAGAUACUCAUUUUGAGGUAUGGGUGAUGAAAGAAUACGGAACUACAAGCUCAUGGGUUAAAGAGAUUGUCAUAAACAUUUCUCCUGAAUGCAACGAUUGGUUGGGCAAUGAAAUGAUCUAUAUGUUGAAAGUUUUGGAGGAUGGAGAGGUGUUGUUCAUGUGGCGUGACGAUUUCUUGUUUUUGCACCAUCCUGUGAAGAAAACUUUGAAAAAGCUUGAUGUUUGUACAGGGAAUAUCUUAGCAUCUAGCCAUGUAUCAAGCUCCUUUUCUCUCAAGAAUUUUGAAGGAGAGGUUGUGAAUGUCUUUUAGAUUGUCAAAAUGUAUGUACUGUUU